GAAACGUCACUGCCACGUAGAGGCUCAACUGCACGCGACGCUUUUGGUCAAAACUUGCUGAAACAUUUGAGGUAGCCGUCCGUCGUGCUCUUUUUUCGGACGGGUUUAAUGUGACAGCAUGCUGCUGACCGUGCUGAGCUGGCUCUGCUCCUCCCUGCUGCUGAUGUCUUCCAGCGGGGGGAAGCUGCCUGAAGCUGAGGUCAACAUAGAAGUCCUGCACAGACCUUUUCUCUGUCAUCGAAAAUCAAAGUACGGAGACAUACUGCUGGUACAUCAUCAGGGAUACUUUGAGAAUGGGACCAUGUUUCAUGACAGUCGGACCGAAGGUGACAAACAAGCAGUGUGGUUUACACUGGGCAUCAGAGAAGUGAUCAAAGGCUGGGAUAAAGGCCUGCAGGACAUGUGCUCAGGAGAGAAGAGGAAACUCAUCAUACCUCCAGCUCUGGCCUAUGGGAAGGAAGGAAAAGGUAAGAUCCCACCUGAAAGCACACUGACCUUCGUCAUCGAGGUGCUUGAGAUCAGAAAUGGACCGAGGUCACACGAGUCCUUCCAGGAGAUGGACCUCAACGAUGACUGGAGGCUCUCCAAGCAUGAGGUGAAAGUGUAUCUGAGGAAAGAGUUUGAGCGUCACGGCUACGCUCCCAACGACACUCUACACGAGAACAUGGUGGAGGACAUCUUUGCCAAAGAGGAUGAGAACAAAGACGGCUUCAUAUCGUCUAGAGAGUUCACUUACAAACACGAUGAACUUUAAAUUCUCUCCCAGAUCCACGAACCACUUACCUGCCCAUAGUAUCUUCCAUUUGUCCUUGAUUUUAGUGGAAAUACUUUGGCGCAGUUUUAUUGUCAGCAUGAAAAGUAAUUCAUUUUUAUAGAAGCAUUGUGUGUGAAGCCGUGUGGUGAGCUCUGAGCCAACAGGUUUGUUCCACUGAUGUUUUACUUGCAUUUUUGUGUUUACUUCUGCAAGAGCCCAUUCCACUCUCCACUCCGUCUUGCAUUUAGCUUUUUUUUAGGAUUAAGGAUUUAAAUGUUAUGCAGUUAUCAUUGUAACCAAAUAUCAGAGAUAACAGACACGGAUCAAAUGCGUGCAGUGACACUGCAUUCUGUGGGCAGGCAAUGUAAGUCGAUUACAGUUGCCAAGUUUGGCUGUGAAAUUCCCCUUAAUGGAAAUAUAGUGUCGAUUUCCUUUACAAAAUGUUAACAGAUCAAUGUAGUUUACCUUUUAUGAGUGCAUUAAGAAAAAAGAGAGCGCUUUAGCUCUUUUACCCUGUAUGGUAAACAAAUCAGUCCACUUCAGAGAACAAUUGUCAUUCAAUUUAAUAAAAUCAGGCUUAUGUGUCAUAUUGAUUAGUGUGUAUUUGAGUUAAGUCAUGACAAUGGUAGUGGUACUUUGGUAUUUUUAAUUUCUAUUCAAAUGUGUAUUUUUAAAGGACAUUAGUGAUCAUCAGUUUUCCGUGGCAGACAUGAUGACCUGACAUAGCAGGAAAAGCAGUUUAAUUUUCUGUAAGUGCUCCCAGUAAGCCAGCAUACACCGUACUCAGGCCCUGGCACUGGUAAACCUAAAUGGAAUGCAGCCAGCAUUGAUGUUAUUAGACACACCUGUUUGCACAUGCAUACACUCCAUGUCCAUGUUGAAAGAAUAUAUUGUUCAGCCCUGCACUGCAACAUCCAUGGAACUUCAUUCUGAGUUUUUUAAUUAAAUUAAAAAUGACCCUACUGUG
Messenger RNA from Etheostoma cragini (Arkansas darter), 1721 nucleotides. Its product is annotated as peptidyl-prolyl cis-trans isomerase FKBP14-like. The transcript is spliced from 4 exons. The record is from RefSeq and is a predicted model, not a curated record. The coding region runs from base 119 to 754 and encodes 211 amino acids. Gene Ontology annotation, molecular function: calcium ion binding; peptidyl-prolyl cis-trans isomerase activity. Lineage: Eukaryota; Metazoa; Chordata; Actinopteri; Perciformes; Percidae.